CGCCCUUUUGACAUUGAAAGUUGAAAGUUGAAAGUUGAAACAAACCCUCUAAGCCUCAUCUUCCAUUUUCAGAAAUUAUUAAUAUAAUCACUGGAACUUUUUGGGUUUCGGUUGCCUAUAAAAGGUGGACUCUGUUUUCUUUUUCCCCAAUACAAGGUUCGUGUAUCCUGUGUGUUGUAUCUUUUCGGCUUUCUUUUGUUUGCAGAGAGUGGUGCUGGGUAGGGAAGUAGAGAGAAAGUUUUGUGCUUUAAUGGCGAGUACAAUGGUAAAUGGUGGUCACUCAGUGGAGGAGGAGGAGAAGAAGAAUGUUACUGUGGGUGGAGGUGUUGAGGACUUGUAUGGUGAGGAUAGUGCCACGGAAGAUCAGCUUAUCACUCCGUGGACUGUCUCUGUUGCCAGUGGGUAUACUUUGUUGCGGGACCCACACCACAACAAGGGGCUUGCUUUCACUGAGAAAGAGAAGGAUGCUCAUUACUUGCGAGGCCUUCUGCCUCCAGCAAUUUUCACUCAGGAGCUUCAGGAGAAAAAGUUGAUGAACAUUCUGAGACAGUACAAAGUUCCCCUGCAACGAUACAUGGCUAUGAUGGAUCUUCAGGAGAGGAAUGAAAAACUAUUUUAUAAGCUUCUGAUUGAAAAUGUUGAGGAACUGCUGCCAGUUGUGUAUACUCCCACAGUUGGUGAGGCUUGCCAGAAAUAUGGUAGCAUUUUCAGGCGACCUCAGGGUCUCUACAUCAGCUUGAAAGAGAAGGGCAAGAUUCUUGAAGUAUUGAAGAACUGGCCAGAGAGAAAUAUACAGGUUAUUGUUGUUACUGAUGGUGAGCGUAUUUUGGGACUUGGAGAUCUUGGCUGCCAGGGAAUGGGGAUUCCUGUAGGAAAACUCUCUUUGUACACUGCACUAGGAGGAUUACGUCCCUCAGCUUGCUUGCCUGUUACCAUUGAUGUUGGCACAAACAAUGAGCAGUUGUUGAAUGACGAGUUCUACAUUGGUCUGAAACAAAAGAGGGCAACUGGAAAGGAAUAUGCUGAACUUCUAGACGAGUUCAUGACUGCAGUCAAGCAGAACUAUGGGGAGAAAGUCCUCGUACAGUUUGAAGAUUUUGCAAAUCACAAUGCAUUUGAGCUACUGACGAAAUACAGCCCAACUCAUCUUGUUUUCAAUGAUGAUAUACAGGGUACAGCAUCUGUGGUGCUAGCAGGACUUCUUGCAGCUCUGAAUUUAGUUGGUGGAACCUUGGCUGAUCAUAAAUUCUUAUUCCUGGGUGCUGGAGAGGCUGGAACUGGUAUAGCUGAGCUUAUAGCUCUUGAGAUAUCAAAACAGAUUAAAGGUCCAAUUGAAGAGACCCGCAAGAAGAUUUGGCUUGUGGACUCAAAGGGACUGAUUGUUAGCUCUCGUAAAGAGUCACUUCAGCACUUCAAGAAGCCUUGGGCACAUGAGCAUGAACCUGUCAAGGGACUUUUGGAUGCUGUUAAGGCAAUCAAGCCAACAGUAUUGAUCGGAUCAUCUGGAGUUGGAAAAACAUUCACAAAGGAGGUGGUUGAGGCCAUGGCAUCCUUCAACGAGAAACCACUAAUUCUUGCCCUCUCCAAUCCUACAUCACAAUCUGAGUGUACAGCUGAAGAAGCUUAUACAUGGAGUAAGGGUCGUGCUAUCUUUGCUAGUGGAAGUCCGUUUGACCCUGUUGAAUACAAUGGGAAAGUUUUUGUGCCUGGCCAGGCAAACAAUGCUUACAUAUUCCCUGGAUUUGGCUUGGGGUUGAUCAUGUCUGGUGCAAUUCGUGUGCAUGAUGACUUGCUUUUGGCAGCCUCCGAAGCUUUGGCCGCACAAGUAAAACAGGAAAACUUUGACAAGGGACUAAUUUACCCUCCAUUUUCCAACAUCCGGAAAAUUUCAGCCUACAUUGCUGCUAAAGUUGCUGCCAAAGCAUAUGAACUUGGUUUGUCAUCUCGUCUCCCACGUCCAAAGGAUCUUGUCCAGCAUGCAGAGAGCUGCAUGUACAGCCCAGUCUACCGAUGCUACCGUUAAAUCUGCAGUGUAGUUUUGCACACUUUGUAGCCUGCAAUGUGCUUUAAGCCUUUCUCUUCUCAUUUCUGUUUGAAUUUUUUUACCAUUUUUACAAAUUUUCGUAGUGACUGGAUUGUAAUUCAGUCGACUAUCAAUUAUUAAUUUCAGUUCUUAGCCAGUAAAAUUUUGGCAUUACUAUCAGAGCUCGAGUUCCCUUUCCCUUAUUCCCUGAGAAUGUUGUCAAUUUCUUUUUAAUUCCUCUUCAAUGAUUUAUAAUAUUCAUUUAUCAGAAUAAAUUUUAUAA
This is a messenger RNA of Hevea brasiliensis (rubber tree), 2306 nucleotides long. RefSeq names its product NADP-dependent malic enzyme. Gene Ontology annotation, molecular function: NAD binding; malate dehydrogenase (decarboxylating) (NAD+) activity; malate dehydrogenase (decarboxylating) (NADP+) activity. The transcript has 19 exons. Bases 251 to 2023 code for a protein of 590 amino acids. Gene Ontology annotation, cellular component: chloroplast. Lineage: Eukaryota; Viridiplantae; Streptophyta; Magnoliopsida; Malpighiales; Euphorbiaceae. The record is from RefSeq and is a predicted model, not a curated record. Gene Ontology annotation, biological process: malate metabolic process; pyruvate metabolic process.